This is a messenger RNA of Physella acuta, 1251 nucleotides long. RefSeq lists its product as uncharacterized. The record is from RefSeq and is a predicted model, not a curated record. NCBI's taxonomy places the organism in Eukaryota, Metazoa, Mollusca, Gastropoda, Physidae.
CGGAGAGUUGCGCAAAGUGUUGAAAUGCAGAUAACAAAUGGCGAAUCAAACAAUAGCUGUGUUUUUUUUUUAUCAGACUGAUAGCUCAUUCAGAGAGAUACAGUUUAUUUAGCUUCAACACUGUAUUAGAAAGCUAGACAUUUCACAGCGAUAAGAAUCGUAUUGUGAGUCGACAGACAGGCUAUUGGCUGUAUUGUGUAACUUUGAUUUCCUGUUGACUGGCGUAGGUUCUGCUGUGAGAAUGAUUAAAAACAGGGCUUUGACGUUGGGUUUCUUGUCAGGAUUUGUUAUUGCAGGGGGGAUAGUUUUCGCUGUUCUACUUGCCAAACUAUUGGAUAAGUUAAUUAUUGAAGACUCAAGUGAUUGGCGAAACAGUGACUGGAAUGGGUCGUAUGAAACGAUUGCAAGUUUUCCCAUUUGGGCCUUUGGAUUUGUGCUCAUAGUCCCUGGGUUUUUCGGCUUCAUAGCUGCUUUCGUCCAGAACAAAUGUAUGUAUGUGACAACUUUAGUUUUCGGCAUCGUGUGUUUUAUUGGGUUGGGUGUGAUUAUCCUAAUCCUUGGACUUGGAAUGUACGCCAUCGUCAUCACUAAACAAGUCUUCCAAUCCAUCUGUCAGUCCACAGAGAACACGUGCGUCUGCAGUGGCGAUGGCGGGGCCAGCAUCACCUAUGGCGAGUCCUGUGAAUACUUUGACCAGCUCCGUGAUAUGUUCAUUGGCAUGUUCGUCGCGGUCGUCAUCUCCUGGGUUGUUUUGUUCAUUCAGUUCAUCUUCUGCUGCUACUACUCCUGUUGUGCUAAGGACACGUCCACUCCUUAUGUCAGUAUGCAAACUGACCACAUGGGGCUAUCUGUGACUCAAGUUUCCCAACAAAGCUCUCAGUCCAGCGUCAACCCACUCUACAUGAUGCCAGUCUUGGUCGCUCCACAAUAUGGGCAAGUGGUGUAUGGCGCCCCUCAACCUAGUCAAGCGGGGUAUGGCGCCCCACAAUAUGGUCAAGUGGGGUAUGGCGCCCCUCAACCUAGUCAAGCUGGAUUUGUCGCCAUGCAAUCUGUUCAGUCUAGCUUCGGCGCCGCGCAGUCUGGUAAAGCUGGGUUCGACAACCCCCAGUAUUGUCAAGCUGGGUUUGGUGCCCUUUAGUCUGGUUGCCCCCAGUACAUGCAGGCUAUAUAAACAACCCCACGAUCCACUGGGCAUCAUGCCCCACCAGAAGGAGACAACUACAAUAGACGCUAAAAGUCUGCAACUAGUUC